CUUUGUCCUGCUGGUGCUGCUGCUGGUGUGGUGCUCAGGCAGCGACGACUCAUGGCGGCUGCGCCCGUCAGGCAGCGCCCUGGGCCGGGUGGAUCGCGCGCUCAGCUCCCGCCCUGCUACUACGAAGGCUACCUGGAGAAACGGGGACCCAAGGAGCAGGCACCCACGCGUCUGUGGACCUGUCUCUGUGGGAAUGCCUUGUACUUCUUCAAUAAUGCCAAGGACGCGCAUUAUGCGGAGAAGCUGGACCUGAAUGGGUUUGUUUCCCUGAAGGAUGACUGCAGCCGGGACAAGAACCUGGAAGCAGCCAGACUCAUUCUGCGCAUGAAGGAUGGAGAAACCAAAAUAACAGCCCCCAACUUGGAAUCGAGGGAGCUGUGGAAGGGUUUCCUCUACUCGGUCACAGACCUCAACGUUCCCUCCAGCCUCACCUUGCUGCCUGGCCAGCUGCAGAUGCUGAAGGAGGUGGUGGACAAGGAACGCUCCAGGAGGAGAAGUCGUACUCCAACACGAGCACCACCUUCGCCUCUCUCGGUCCCUCUAGUGGGAGAGAUACCCCCGUGUUUUCGCCCCGUGUCCCGAACAGAGGCCGAAGUCCUCCUGGAGAGACACCCGGACUGUGGCAACAUGCUGCUGCGACCUGGACGGGAUGGAUGCUCCCUGGCCGUCACCACUCGACAGGACCUAAACGGGUCCGUGUUCAGACAUUACCGAGUAACACAGAGGGACCAAGGGGGCUACGUGAUUGAUGUCGAAAAUCCGAUCCCCUGCGCAACGCUUCACGAUGUCAUUGACGCCUUGGUGGAGAAGACCGCCGGAACUCUUCAGCCUUUCCUCCUGGAGGAGCCUUAUGAGGAGAACAUCACCUACGUCUCCGCCAACGACGAGAACGGGGAGAGGAUCCUCCACACCGCGCCCGCCAGCCCCCUGCCCAGAGCGCCGGCGCUGCCCCCCAAGCAAGAUCGCUGGCCCGGCAGCCCCCCGCCCCGGUCCCCCGCCCCGGACCGCCGGAUCCUGACUUCGCCCGUGCCUGCCUCGCCCACCAACCCCAUGAGACGUCUCAUCCUGUCCCCUUCCCCUCUUGCACAAAGCCUCAACGAGGAGCUGAAAAUGAAGCUGGAGAAGAGACGAGCCAGCCAGGAGUGACAUGGGGACCACUCCCCUUCUCACCUUCUCACCUUCUCACCUUCUCACCGCAGCUAGGUAUAUUUCUCCUGUGCCUUGUAAGGUAAACGUACAAAACCCCAAAAGUGGCGAAGUUGUCACCUUGUGUAAAUGGUAAAUAAAAAGAGAAUACAACAAAUCCUUUUCAACUUAUAUUCAAUUGAAUAGACUGCAAAGACCCCGCUACACCAAAAGGGACAAGCGGUAGAAAAUGGAUGGAUGGAUGGACAAAAUAUUUAACGUUUGAACUGGAAAACUUUAUUUUUUGCAAAUAUUAGCUCAUUUGGAAUUGGAUGCCUGCGACAUGUUUCAAAAAAAGCUGGCACGAGUGGCAAAAAAGACUGAGAAUUGAGGAAUGCUCAUCAAAGACUUAUUUGGAACAUCCCACAGGUGAACAGGCAAAUUGGGAACAGGUGGGUGCCAUGAUUGGGUAUAAAAGCAGCUUCCGUGAAAUGCUCGGUCAUUCACAAACAAGGACGGGGGCGAGGGUCACCACUUUGUCGACAAACGCCUGAGCAAAUGGUUUAAGAACGACAUUUCUCCACCAAGCUAUUGCAAGGAAUUUAGGGAUUUCACCAUCUACGCUCCGUAAUAUCAUCAAAAGGUUCAGAUAAUCUGGAGAAAGGUUGAAAACCAACAUUGAAUGCCCGUGACAUUCGAUCCCUCAGGCGGUACCGCAUC
This is a messenger RNA of Nerophis lumbriciformis (worm pipefish), 1845 nucleotides long. RefSeq names its product signal transducing adaptor family member 2a (gene stap2a). The record is from RefSeq and is a predicted model, not a curated record. Lineage: Eukaryota; Metazoa; Chordata; Actinopteri; Syngnathiformes; Syngnathidae. Gene Ontology annotation, molecular function: signaling adaptor activity.